This is a messenger RNA of Scylla paramamosain (green mud crab), 1716 nucleotides long. RefSeq names its product mitochondrial import inner membrane translocase subunit Tim22-like. Gene Ontology annotation, biological process: protein insertion into mitochondrial inner membrane. The transcript has 6 exons. Gene Ontology annotation, molecular function: transmembrane protein transporter activity. NCBI's taxonomy places the organism in Eukaryota, Metazoa, Arthropoda, Malacostraca, Decapoda, Portunidae. The record is from RefSeq and is a predicted model, not a curated record. Gene Ontology annotation, cellular component: TIM22 mitochondrial import inner membrane insertion complex. The coding region runs from base 162 to 728 and encodes 188 amino acids.
GCGGACCAGAAAAGGCGGAGGGAGAGAUCCUUCUCCCCACGCAGCAGCUCCCCAACGAUGCCGUUCCAGCCGAGCCCAGGCACCCACGCCCCCCAUCGCCCGUCCUUAGGAGCCCGCACCCUGUACCUGCAGUACAAACCACUCUCUCGUACAGUGCAGCCAUGGCGAGCAAUGCGGGUGUCGGGGAUGGCAUCAAUAAGACCCUGUUCACGCCGCAGCAGAUCGACCAGAUAGCCAAGUACCUGGUGAUGAAUCAGAGAAGGGAGCGGGAGAAUCUGAUCCUACCCAGAAGCUUCACUCCAACCGUCAUCAAGUCCCGGGAGGAGAAGACCGUGGAGGCGAUGUUUGAGAGUUGUCCCUUCAAGGCAAUGCUCUCGCUGGUGGCCGGGUUCGUGCUUGGUGGUGGCAUCGGCCUGUUUGCUGCCAGCGUCACCCCCACCAUCCCUACACCAGACAAGCCUCAGCCAACAGCGCGGGAGGUUCUUCGAGAGUUGAAAGUUUCUACACUCUCCUACGGAAAGAAUUUUGCUACAAUUGGCUUCAUGUUUUCUGGUGUGGAGUGUGCCAUUGAAUCUUACCGAGGGAAGACUGACUGGAAGAAUGGCACAUAUGCUGGAGGCAUCACAGGGGGAAUCCUGGGACUUAGAGCUGGUGUCAAGGCUGGUGUAGUUGGAGCAUUUGGGUUUGCAGUUUUCUCAUUUGCAAUUGACUACUACAUGCGACACUGAUUGACACUUAUGUUAUGUUUAGGGAUCUCAGUUUUUAUGUAGGUGGUAUGAAUUGGUUGAAUGGUUGAAUGGUGAGCUGUGAUGAGUCUUGUGCUGAAAGGUGUUGUGUAGCCUGUAUGUUUUAUUUAUUUAUUUUUUUUUAAGUUGUAUAAUGGUUAGUCCCUCAGAACAGUAGAUUAUAAGAUCUUUGUCACUGAUGUACAUAUUAAUCAAGUAAUUUAUGUUUGAAAUGGACAAGUUGAGUUUACAAGUUAGGAAGAAAACUGUUCUCAGAUUGAGUGGUAAUGUCUGGAAUACAUUCAGUAAUCAGACUGUUAGUGCAGAAUCAAUAGGGACUUUUAAGAGAUUAGACAAAUUUUGGGAUAGGAGUAAUAGAAGGAUAUAAGAUAGACAUAGUUUAUAAAGUAACUGCCAUAUGUAAACCUACUGGCUUCUUGCAGAUUCCCAUGUUAUGUUCUAAUGAAGUGUUUCAGUAAGACCAAGUGGAGUCUUUCUUACUUUCAUCAUUCAGCUGAUAGACUUCAGGGAGUAAAUAUCAGAAUACACAUGUUUAUUGGUGAAUCACAUCUGAACUAAAGUCAAGUUUUGUUGAGUGUACAGUGUUGGGGAUAAAGACCAUCAGUAUGUGAAUGUCUGAAUACAAAAGCAGGGCUGGGAGAGGAGUCCAGUGAUAUUCCUCUCUUGAGUCAAGUGUCCUUUUGUUGUCUUGUUGACUGCAUGAAUGCAUAUAAUUAUUUCAAACAUCAUUUUAGGAUGGUAGCUUGUAAAAACUUUAGAAUCAUGCAUUGUUUUCCUCAGAAGAUAUUUAAUUUCAAGAUAGCAUGUAAAAACUUAAAGAAUCAUGUAUCAUUUUCUUCAGAAGCUGUUUAAUCUGAAGGGAAGUCAUAGUUCAUUGCAUAAACUGUACAUAUAUAUUUGUGUAUGUAUGUAUGUAUUGUUGACAUUGAAAAGUUACAUUAUUAAUAUAUUUUGUACAUACUACAAUGAA